Leptosia nina is the source of this 1233-nucleotide messenger RNA. NCBI's taxonomy places the organism in Eukaryota, Metazoa, Arthropoda, Insecta, Lepidoptera, Pieridae. The record is from the annotation of a GenBank genome assembly.
AUGUUUUUGUUUCUCUCUGUUGUUUUGUGUACGCUAGUGUCGACGUCGUCUUUGUACGGUGGAGACAGCUGUUACGUUAACGAUAGACCUGGGAGUUGCAAAUUGCUCACAUCAUGCAGAAUUCUUCUGGAGGAAAUCAAACGUGCAGGUUCUCCCAUGCCGUCGUACAUGAGGAGGAAGCUGCAGGAUCUAGGCUGUGGAUUUCAACAAGAUCAACCACUUGUAUGCUGUGAAUCAGAGACAAACAUCCAUGCUGGAUUUGACUAUAGUGGAGGUCAAGGAAACGAAGCUGACUAUUGGACGUCCACGACCACCUGGAAACCGUACACAAGGAGGCCUAUUGUAGAAGUCAACAACAGAGGGGAAACCAACUCAGUAGAUCAACCUCCGAACGUGAGCAACCAUCCAAAUUUACGGUUACUCCCAGAAAACUGUGGUUCGAUUGAAAAUGAUCGAAUUUUCGGGGGGAACCGUACCUCCCUUUUCGAGAUGCCGUGGAUGGUGCUUCUAUCUUACCAAUCAGGACGUGGCACUAAACUGAGUUGUGGAGGUACUUUGAUAACAGAACGAUACGUAUUGACUGCAGCACAUUGCGUCUCCAAUCUGGGUAGUAAAUUGCGUUUAGAAGGAGUCAUUUUAGGGGACCACGAUAUUAGACAAAAUCCAGACUGUGAGAGAAUGGAUGGAGAGCUGACCUGUGCACCUCCUGCUAGGAAUGUGACCAUCGACGCUGUCAUUAAACAUCACGGGUAUAAUCCACAAACCUUGAACGAUGACAUCGCUCUUUUAAGGCUGUCAGAGCCAGCUGACUUUUCUUUGGAUAACAUGAAAGCAAUUUGUUUACCAACGACGUCGCAAUUACAAGAUGAGAAAUUGGAAGGUUUGCUAGGAGUCGUGGCUGGGUGGGGUGCAACUGAAGACGGUUUGCAGAGUCCAGUACUGCUCAGUGUUGCCCUACCCAUAAUCACUAAUAGGGGUUGCCAGUCUAUUUACAAUGAUUCACCCCACAUAUACGACCGUCAAGUGUGUGCCGGUGGUGUCCAAGACAAAGACUCGUGUGGGGGUGACUCAGGUGGACCCCUGAUGUAUCCCGGUCGGACAGACGCUGGAGUGCGUUACGUACAACGUGGAAUUGUCUCCUUCGGGUCUAAGCGUUGUGGAAUUGGCGGUUAUCCUGGCGUGUACACUAGAAUUUCAUAUUAUAUGGACUGGAUACUAGACAACAUUAGAUAA